GACUAUCGAUUAGCCAUCAAGAAAAACAACUUGUUUACGUUAUAAAAUAAUUUAGUAAAUCAAUUGAUAACAAUUAAAUCCGAUGACGAGCAUUGCCGGUGGCCACGGGGAGCCGAACCCCAACAGCUCCUGGUUGAGUGCACGUGGCUUUUGGCUGGCGUACUUCCUUGGUUUACUGUCCAUUCAUUUGAUACUCUUAUCUCUGCCCUUUGUCAGUAUUUCUUGGGCCUGGACAGCGACAAACCUGAUUCACAAUUUGGCCCACUUGUACUUCCUGCACAUCAUUAAGGGAGCGCCUUGGCUAAGCAUCGAAAACGACCCGAGCCGCCGCUGGACGCACUGGGAGCAGAUUGACGACGGCAUUCAGAUGACGACCACCAGAAAGUUCUUAACAGCCGUUCCCAUUGUGCUUUUCUUGCUCACCUGUCUCUACACCCGGAACAGUACCGAGCACUUUAUUGCCAACUUUGUGUCCCUAGUUGUCGUCACGCUGCCCAAGCUGCCACAGUUCCAUGGCGUGCGAUUGUUCAACAUCAACAAGUACUAGGAGCCAGGAGCGAAGCGCAAAGCGCAUUUAUUUAGUCUCUUAAAAAUGUACAUACAAAUAGUAGUAUAUCACUAAAGUUAUACAUAUUUAUACUCUGACGGCUUGCCGCUAUUGACCCAAUCCGUAAAUCAUGUAGGUAAAAAUGUACCUAAUAGAGUAGCGGGCAGAAUUUUCUGAAAAUUCUAAAUUAAAACUAGUCAUAAAAUGGGAAUGUAAAUUCAAA
This is a messenger RNA of Drosophila obscura, 770 nucleotides long. RefSeq names its product ORM1-like protein (gene ORMDL). Gene Ontology annotation, biological process: negative regulation of ceramide biosynthetic process; intracellular sphingolipid homeostasis; ceramide metabolic process. The transcript is spliced from 3 exons. The record is from RefSeq and is a predicted model, not a curated record. NCBI's taxonomy places the organism in Eukaryota, Metazoa, Arthropoda, Insecta, Diptera, Drosophilidae. Gene Ontology annotation, cellular component: endoplasmic reticulum membrane. The coding region runs from base 83 to 547 and encodes 154 amino acids.